This is a messenger RNA of Brassica napus (rape), 1465 nucleotides long. Its product is annotated as disease resistance-like protein DSC2. NCBI's taxonomy places the organism in Eukaryota, Viridiplantae, Streptophyta, Magnoliopsida, Brassicales, Brassicaceae. The record is from RefSeq and is a predicted model, not a curated record. Gene Ontology annotation, biological process: signal transduction; defense response. Gene Ontology annotation, molecular function: ATP hydrolysis activity; ADP binding. The transcript is spliced from 2 exons. Bases 37 to 1464 code for a protein of 475 amino acids.
AUUCUCAUUAAGAGCACUAGUGUAGUAUAUUAUUUUAUGGAAUGUCUAAAGUAUUUGUUAGUCAAAUAUAUAUUAACAAGUUCUGAUCUCUCCCUUGUUAGGAAAAGUGAGGAUGAUAUGAUGGAAGAAGUUGCAAAUAAUCUUUCAAACAUGUUAAAUAAGGCUGCCCCAUCAACGGAUUUCGAUGGAUUUGUUGGAAUGGAGAAUCAUAUCACACAGAUAAGUUCACUGUUGUCAUUAGAUUUCGUUGAUGACGUGAGGAUGGUUGGAAUCUGGGGUCCUGCAGGAAUUGGGAAAACAACCGUAGCCCGAGCCUUAUAUUGGAAACUCUCUAAUAAUUUUGAAGUCACUGAUUUUAUGGAGAGUAUAAGGGGAAGUCCUGAGAACCAUCAUCCGUUCGUUUUGAAUUUACAAGAACAAUAUAGGAAAGUGCUUUUAGUUCUCGAUGAUGUACAUGAUUCAAAGCAGCUAAAAGCCAUGGCUGGCAAUCCUCAGUGGUUUGGCCGCGGAAGCAGGAUUAUCAUCACAACGAAUGAUAAGAAACUUUUGAAGGCACAUGGGAUCGACCAAAUAUACCAUGUGGAAUUUCCAUCAACAUUGGAAGCUCUUGAAAUCUUCUGUCUAUAUGCUUUUGAUCAAAAGUCUCCCUAUGAUGGUUUUGAGGAGCUCUCCAUGGAAAUUACAGGACUUGCCGGCAAUCUUCCUUUGGGUCUAAGUGUUUUUGGUUCAUAUCUACGAGGCAUGUCAAAAGGAGAGUGGAUGCAUGCACUUCCUAGACUUAGGACAAGUCUCGAUGCAAACACUGAGAAAGCAUUAAGGUGCGACUAUGAGACAUUGUGUGAUAAAGAAAAAGCUUUAUUUCUCCAUAUAGCAUGUUUUUUCAAAGGUGAGAGAACAAGCAAUCUGGGAGAGUAUUUUAGCAACUUGGACAUCAGGCGUGGGCUUCAAGUCUUAGCUGAAAAAUCUCUCAUAUCUAUAGACAAUGGGGCACGAUUAGUGAUGCACAAUUUACUAGAACUACUGGGUUUAGAAAUAUCCCGUAAAGAAUACAUAGAUGAGAAUAGGAGACGUGCUCGGGAGAUUGGUGAUGUCCUCGCCGAUGAUACAGGAUAUGUAUCUGCUCGAGGCACAGAUCACGUCUUAACUGCAAUCAAGGACGAAAUAAGCAUUGACGAGAGAGCCAAUGAAAGGACACUUGACUCUUUACCGGCUCUUUCUCCUUUGCCUUCCAAUUGUACACACCAUGUCUUUGCUAGUUUUCGCGGGGUAGAUGUUCGUAAAAGUUUCCUCCGUCACAUGCUAAUGGUGCUCAGAAACAAAGGAAUCACCCUAUUCACUGAUAUUGAAAUCGAGACGGGCACAUCGAUUGUUCAUGAACUCAAAGAAGCUAUACACCGAUCGAGGAUCUCAAUUAUCCUAAUAUCAAAUAAGUAUGCUUCUUCAACGUGGUGUCUGGACGAGUAGG